Racocetra fulgida is the source of this 176-nucleotide messenger RNA. The record is from the annotation of a GenBank genome assembly. NCBI's taxonomy places the organism in Eukaryota, Fungi, Glomeromycota, Glomeromycetes, Diversisporales, Gigasporaceae.
UCGCGAAAAGAUCACUUUUGGACAAGCUACUUUAGAAUAUCAAAGGCUUCAGAAAGGUUUAAAGAAAACCAUUAUUGAAGAUAAGAAUUCGGGUAUAAAACUUAACCGUGAAAGGUUUAUUGAAUAUCUGACAAAAGCAGCUGAUGCUGGCAAUGCUAUGGCUCAAUAUAAUUUGG